AUGAGGUUCUUCGAGAUUGCCACCGCGGCUUUGACCGCUGCCUCCACCGCAUACAGUGCGCCCCUUGAGAAGCGCGCCGUAAAGGUCGAUGAGUUGGUUGGCUUUGCCGCCGGUACAACUGGAGGCGGAAGCGGUGCUGGCACCACUGUCGCUUCUUGCGCUGAGUUGACCGCCGCGGCGAAGAAGGGAGGUGUGAUCAAGAUCAAGGGCAUGCUCACGGGCUGUGGUAUCAUCAGGAUUGACACUCCCAAUACUUCCCUCCUCGGCGUCGGCAGCACUGCCGGGCUCACGGACGGUGGGUUCCAGGUCCGCAAGACCACCAACAUCAUCAUCAGGAACUUGAAGUUCUUCCGUGCACCAAAGGGCAAGGACUUGGUUGACAUUGAUGAGUCUACCAAGGUCUGGGUCGACCACAAUGACUUCUCCAGUGUUGGUCUUGUUGGUGACAAGGACACGUAUGAUGGUCUGCUUGAUGCUAAGCAUGGAUCCGACUCCCUGACCUUCUCCUGGAACAAGUUCCACGACCACUGGAAGGGUUCCCUCGUCGGCCACAGCGACAGCAACGGCGCCCAGGACGCUGGCAAGCUCCAUGUCACCUACCACCACAACAACUUCGUGAAGGUCAACUCCCGUCUCCCCUCGAUCCGCUUUGGUACCGGCCAUAUCUACAACUCUUGCUACAAUGGCGGUAUUUCUGGUGUCAACUCCCGCAUGGGUGCUCAGGUCCUCGUCGAGCUGAACUCUUUCACCGACACGGCUCUCUCCAUCGUCACCAACCGCGACUCCAAGGAGGAGGGCUUUGCUACUGAGAAUGGCAACAUUUACACCAACAGCCCUACCCAGAUUACCAAGAAGGGAUCCUACAAGGCACCAUAUGCGUACACCACUGACCCUGCUGCCAGCGUCUGCGACAUUGUUGCAAAGAGCGCUGGUGUUGGCGUUGUCACCUUCUAA
Molecule: messenger RNA, 954 nt
Organism: Cucurbitaria berberidis CBS 394.84
Lineage: Eukaryota; Fungi; Ascomycota; Dothideomycetes; Pleosporales; Cucurbitariaceae
Product: polysaccharide lyase family 1 protein
Exons: 2
Coding region: 1-954 (317 amino acids)
Molecular function (GO): pectate lyase activity
Source: RefSeq, a predicted model, not a curated record